Messenger RNA from Papilio polytes (common Mormon), 804 nucleotides. Its product is annotated as protein-lysine N-methyltransferase mettl10. Bases 76 to 723 code for a protein of 215 amino acids. Gene Ontology annotation, cellular component: cytoplasm. Gene Ontology annotation, biological process: peptidyl-lysine dimethylation; peptidyl-lysine monomethylation. The transcript has 4 exons. Gene Ontology annotation, molecular function: protein-lysine N-methyltransferase activity. The record is from RefSeq and is a predicted model, not a curated record. Lineage: Eukaryota; Metazoa; Arthropoda; Insecta; Lepidoptera; Papilionidae.
UCAUUUGUCAAUUUCAAUUUUAACUCGUAAUAGUCAAUAAAUAAAAUAAACCUUACAAAAUCAAUACAAGGUAACAUGGAAGAUACUGAGUUGGAACCUUCAGAACUGGGUACACAAACAUACUGGCAGAAGGCAUAUACUAAAGAAAUUAUAAAUUUCGAGGAUCAUGGUGAUCCCGGAGAUGUUUGGUUUGGAGAGGACAGCGCGUACCGUGUUAUCAAAUGGAUAUGCCAGUGCGGUAUACCACAGGACACAUCUGUUAUUGAUUUAGGAUGUGGCAAUGGUUAUACAUUAACAGAACUAGCGAGAGAGGGUUUCAGUAAUCUCCUCGGAGUUGACUACUGCACUGAAGCGAUCACCCUCGCGGAGAAGGUGGCGCAGGAUCAGUUCCCUAUGAUAAGGUUCAAGGUAUUUGAUAUAAUCAAUGAUAAUGUUAAAACUUUAGGUAAAUUUGGUAUAAUACAUGACAAAGGUACAUAUGAUGCUAUCAGUCUAAGUCCUGAAGAUGCGAAGCAAAAACGACACAAGUAUAUAGAUCAAGUUGCGGAAAUGCUAGCGGAAGAUGGUUUAUUCGUCAUAACAUCGUGUAAUUGGACGGAAGAAGAACUUCUAAAGCAUUUCUCUGAGAAAAUGAAGCUAAAAUGCGUCAUACCGACGCCGCAGUUCACUUUUGGCGGGAAAGUUGGCAGCAUGGUGUCUUCUGUUGUUUUUGUUAACAAAUAAAAACUACAAAAAUGACUCUCUGAAUGGUCUCAUCCAAAAAAAGAUGUUUUUUACUCUGUAAAUAAAAAGUGAUGAAUUGAU